CGAAUCAUUGCUUUGAGUUUGAGUUCGUGCAUAAAUACUUCAUCGUUUCUGCUAUAUUCUGUUCCCGUUUGUUCAGCGAUCAAAUCCUUCCAAGUUCUUGAAAAGCUCCACCAAAGGAGGAAAUCAUGUUGAUGCAGAAGAGAGCUUUGGCUUCCACUUCUUCAGGUCGACCAAGUCAACUCAAGCGGCCACGCACCGCUGGAACGAAUCAAACAUGGCGUUGGUCUGCGAGAAAUCUUGUGCCGAGGAGCUGGUUGACAGAGGACCGUGUCCGGAGAGUGGUCAGGGAAGAGUUCAGGGAAGAGUGGGAGCGUGUUAAAUCUGACUUGGUCGAAUGCUGUCAAAGUUCCAUGGAGAAUGCUCUCAAAGAGAUGAUGCAACAGAUGAGCUCAAUGAAGAAUGCUGUUCCGAAACUGAGGGAAACAGUGGAGCUCAUGAAUGAUCAAUCUCCCCACCUUGAAUGUACUAAUGCUAAAACUACGGGAAAGAAUGAUGUGAGAAACUUCCGGCUUCACAUUCCAACCAAACUGUCCGAACAUGUAUUUACCGGACAGAAACUAGAAGGAGAAGGGAGUACUCGCAUUUCUGUUGCCUUGAUUGAUGCAGAUGCAGGGGAAGUUGUUAAAUCAGGCCCGGAAUCCUCCAUUAAGUUGGACAUCGUUGUGCUUAAAAGUGACUUCAACAAAGAUGAUGAGGACAACUGGGAUCAAGAAGAGUUUGAGAACUUCAUGGUUAAAGAACGUGAAGGAAAGGGGCCGCUUUUGACAGGAGUUUGCCAGGUGAUGCUCAAGGGAGGUGUUGGGGAGCUGGGAGAACUGAUAUUUAUGGACAAUUCCAGUUGGGACAGGAAUAAAAGAUUUAGGAUAGGGCUUAAGGUGGCAUCAGGUUAUUGUGGGAAUACACGAAUCCGGGAAGCAAAAACAGAUGCCUUUCGUGUCAAGGAACAUAGAGGAGAAUCAAACAAGAAACAUCAUCCACCUGCACUUCAUGAUGAGAUCUGGAGGCUGGAGAAGAUUGCCAAAGAUGGGAAAUCUCACCAAAAAUUGAAUAAAGCCGGAAUAUAUACAGUGGGGGACUUUCUACAGCACCGGUCUACAGACUUCAAGAAGCCGAGAGAGGUACUUGGAAAGAGCAUGACACCGAAGAACUGGGAACACCUCAUAGCUCAUGCAAUGGAGUGCCAAGACUUGAAAACUCAUUCGGAGAAUCCUAAUGUCAAGAGGGAGGAUGCUGCUGAAUUCAGAACUGAUCAUCAACCAACCAACCUAAUCAAUGAUGUGGUAUAUUCUGCUACUGAUCGACUUUCUGCCCAAUGCAAAGUUGAGGAUGGUGACCUUGUAAAUCUAAGUGGCCUUCUGUAG
Messenger RNA from Eucalyptus grandis, 1361 nucleotides. RefSeq names its product calmodulin-binding protein 60 D-like. Gene Ontology annotation, molecular function: DNA-binding transcription factor activity; sequence-specific DNA binding; calmodulin binding. Gene Ontology annotation, biological process: regulation of salicylic acid biosynthetic process. NCBI's taxonomy places the organism in Eukaryota, Viridiplantae, Streptophyta, Magnoliopsida, Myrtales, Myrtaceae. The record is from RefSeq and is a predicted model, not a curated record. Bases 126 to 1361 code for a protein of 411 amino acids. The transcript has 9 exons. Gene Ontology annotation, cellular component: nucleus.